This is a messenger RNA of Myotis myotis, 1288 nucleotides long. RefSeq lists its product as uncharacterized. NCBI's taxonomy places the organism in Eukaryota, Metazoa, Chordata, Mammalia, Chiroptera, Vespertilionidae. The record is from RefSeq and is a predicted model, not a curated record. The transcript is spliced from 3 exons. The coding region runs from base 46 to 711 and encodes 221 amino acids.
UCCUUUCUCUUUCGCCAUACACACGCACAGUAUUCCACAGCUGCCAUGGGGUUGGGGGACCCCUCCCCGUCCCGCCAGGUGCCCUGCCCCAAUACUCCCAGAAGACACGGGGGUGCGGGUGGGGGAGAUCCCAACCUCAGCCGCACGGCAAGCGCCGCACCGGUGUCGGUGUCGCGCCACAGGGGAGACUGUGGGCUCAGCGCGUGGCGCCCGGAGCAUCUGACUAGAAGAGUUUGGGGAGGGGGUGGAAAUCCCCGAACAAAGCCAGGUCCCCGCGGGGGACCUGAAGACGACUUGAGGAAACUGAGGCAGAGCGCCAGAUGUGCAGACGGGCCGACUGCCCUCGCCAGGGGCCCCGCCCCUCGGCUUGGCGGCUCCGCGGCGCGCAGCACCUUUUGCUCAACCCGAGUUAGCCAAGAGGGGCGCCCUACCCACCUCCUACGCACUCCCCAAACUCCCCGGCACGCCGUCCUGUCUCCCAGUCUCCGGUCAAAAGGGCUUGGAUUCCGCCUUCUCGGAGCCAACUUCCUGCCGCUGGGUGGCCUGAACCUGAAACAGCUGUCUGCAAGUACGGAUUUAUUCUGGCCCAUCCCUGGGACCCUGGAAUUGGAGGAGAGCACGGGAUCCCCUUUACUCAACAAGAAGCCACGAAGCACCUACUGUGUGUCAACGCAGCAAUUAGGCACCAAGGCCUAUUGUGUGUUCAUUUAAAAAAUAAUCAAGUUCCUACCAUGUGCCACGCACUGUCCCAAAUACAGAGCUGAUUUUUGCCUUGAUAGGAUCCCAGAAUUCGGCGCUGCCUCCUGUCCCCUAGAAGACGCAACCCACAGCCUACCUGCCUUUGCCCAUGGCUGCCCCGCCCUCGCUGCCAGGUCCAAGUUGUACCCUGCCUUCCAACUUGGGGCCCAUCCUCUAUCUGGUUCUUGAGUUUCCCCCUCUUUUCCUCAUUCAGCCUGCACUAGUUGUGAACAUGCAUAAGUAACCUGCUUAUAUGUUUAUUUACCAAACACACUAAACAUCUGGUAGGUGCCAGACACUGUUCUAAAGGAUAGAGACAAAUCAGGGUACAAAACAGGCAAAACUCCCGGCCCCGUGCGGCUGAUGUUCUACCUGAUGUGUGCAGAAUAUCCAGAAUAUUGCAAGAAGAAACUGGUAAAUGUCCUGGGGAAGGAGGCGGUUCCACUCUAUGAAUCCUUUGUACCUUUUGGCUGUUGUAACGUGCACAUUAUUGUAACAUGUUUAAAUAUUCCAACAAUAAAUUAAAUUAAAAAUUAAGCCUGCUUGCCCA